AUGGAUAGCAACACAAACUUCUUAGAGAGAUUUAAAGGCAAGAUCUCCAAAAUUGAUAAAGAUGGGCAUGUCGGAGUUGCCUUAAAGAGUUUCAAGCCUAUUAAGAAGAAUCCGAAGCCUUUGUAUUUUCAGAAUGUCUCUGAAAGAAAAUUUUCACAAAGUCUUCAUGCCCAUAGGAAUAAAAGUUUGGGCAGCAUUAAAGUCAAUCAUAACAGGAGGAGGAUUUUUGAAGAUACUCUGAGCAGACACGAAGAGAGCAUGAAUGAUUAUGGGCGUAAUGAUGUUUCCUUGACCCCUGAUAUCACUGGCAAGUCUGCAAAAGCAGCCAAUUUGAAGAUGAAAGUGCGUGCAAAGGAAAUUAUGCCAGCAAGAAAGACUAACCACAGACGCAUAAAUCUUGGAGAGAUUGGCAAUCUAAGUCUCAAAAGUAUCAGAGAGAAGGAGACUUCUUACACAGUUUCAAAACCAGCCAGCUCAGGAUAUCAUCAAAGGAUGCUCAUGAAUCAAAAAAAGACAAAGUUACCUCAGAAGGUGAAGCUACAUGGCACUCAGGAAGGGUAUAACCAGCAUAAGCUUCCUCAAGACCUGGUCUUGAGGAGAGAGAAAACUUUAAAAGAUAAGAACCGUUUUAGAAAAUCUUCCCUGAUUAGUAAUUCAGUAAAGCCACUGGACUCCACCAACUAUACUGACAGUACUGGAGAUUAUGCUAUUUUUAAAGUGAGCUAUGGGCUGAACUCUACCACUGUCACUGAGAUGGGAGACUCAGGGAUAAGCUUGACUGAAACGCAUGGUACUUGUAAUCCCUUGAUGAGAAGGAGCAAAUCUAUUUCUAACACGCACGGAUCUCAACAAUCUAAGAGACCCUUUAAUAACACAGAAAUUCUCCCUCUGAUUCAUAAGUACAGAAGAGCCAUGCAGUCUCCUAGAAGUGAAGCUGGUAGCUACUCCUUAGGAAUGGAUAGAGGAAUCUCUGUAUUGUCAUAA
Molecule: messenger RNA, 984 nt
Organism: Moneuplotes crassus
Lineage: Eukaryota; Ciliophora; Spirotrichea; Euplotida; Euplotidae
Source: the annotation of a GenBank genome assembly